CAGAGCCAAGCCUCAACCAGGAAAGGGCCUCUGAGACCGGGACGCCAUCACCACCAUCCAUCUCCGGCAUCAACCUGGGAUGAAAGAUGGCAUUGGCCUGGUGCAGCUGGUUUUUCGUCAGUGCCUGGAUGCUGAACACUAGGGCUGAGAUCUCCAUCACCCCUGAGCCCGCCCAACCUGCAGAGGGAGACAAUAUCACCUUGGUGGUCCAUGGGCUUUCCGGGGAACUGCUUGCCUACAAUUGGUAUGCAGGGCCUACGCUCAGCCUGACCUUCCUGGUGGCCAGCUACAUUGUCAGCACUGGUGAUGAGACCCCGGGACCGGCCCACACAGGGCGGGAAGCUGUGCGCCCUGAUGGCAGUCUUGCUAUCCGUGGUGCCCUGCCUGGGCACACUGGCACCUAUAUCCUACAGACCCUUAACAGGCAGUUUCAGACGGAGGUGGGCUACGGACACAUGCAGGUCUAUGAGAUUCUGGCUCCUCCCACGGUCAUGGCUAACGACACUGCGCUGGUGGAGCGUAGGGACACCCUUCGUCUAGUGUGCAGCAGCCCCAGCCCCGCUGAGGUCCGCUGGUUCUUCAAUGGCGACGCUCUGCCUGUUGCUGUCCGCUUGGGCCUGUCUCCCGAUGGCAGAAUGUUGACCCGGCACGGCGUCCGCAGGGAGGAGGCGGGCGCCUACCAGUGCGAGGUGUGGAACCCCGUCAGCGUCAGCCGCAGCGAGCCCCUGAACUUGACCGUAUAUUUUGGCCCUGAACGAGUGGCUAUUCUCCAAGAUUCCACCACCCGUACGGGCUGCACCAUUAAAGUGGACUUCAACACGUCCCUCACCCUGUGGUGUGUGUCCCGGUCCUGUCCUGAGCCAGAGUACGUGUGGGCCUUCAACGGGAAGGCCUUGAAGAAUGGCCUAGAUCACCUGAACAUCAGUAGCAUGACGGCGGCCCACGAGGGCACGUACACGUGCAUUGCUAAGAACUCCAAGACCCUACUUUCUGGCUCUGCCUCUGUGGUGGUCAAGCUGUCCGCCGCAGCCGUGGCCAUGAUGAUUGUGCCUGUACCGACUAAACCAACGGAGGGCCAGGAUGUGACCCUGACCGUCCAGGGCUACCCCAAGGACCUACUAGUCUACGCCUGGUACCGUGGACCCGCUUCAGAGCCCAACCGAUUGCUCAGCCAGCUGCCGUCGGGGAAUUGGAUCGCCGGCCCUGCACACACGGGCCGGGAGGUGGGCUUUGCCAAUUGCUCACUGCUGGUGCAAAAGCUGAACCUCACGGACGCCGGGCGCUACACACUCAAGACCGUCACACUGCAGGGCAAGACUGACACGCUGGAGGUGGAGCUACAGGUGGCCCGUGAGUGAGCGGUGUGGGGGGGCACAGUCCCACAGGUGGCCUUCUCUUUCCUCACAAGCCUGAGGGACACGGGCAUGUGCCUCUCCCAUCUGACCUGAGUGUCCCCAUA
Arvicola amphibius (Eurasian water vole) is the source of this 1459-nucleotide messenger RNA. It is a transcript of the gene Ceacam16, whose product is annotated as CEA cell adhesion molecule 16, tectorial membrane component. Lineage: Eukaryota; Metazoa; Chordata; Mammalia; Rodentia; Cricetidae. The transcript has 5 exons. Bases 87 to 1358 code for a protein of 423 amino acids. The record is from RefSeq and is a predicted model, not a curated record.